This is a messenger RNA of Pimephales promelas (fathead minnow), 4383 nucleotides long. Lineage: Eukaryota; Metazoa; Chordata; Actinopteri; Cypriniformes; Leuciscidae. The record is from RefSeq and is a predicted model, not a curated record.
GUACUCUGAGUAAUGAUGUGUCCCGUUUACCUCUUACCAAGCUCAAAGUCACAAGUUUCUUCCAUCCGCGCUGACAUAAAGCCUGUUUGUGUGCAUGUAGAGGAGCAGCGCUUCAGGCGGAGGCAUGCAUGCUUACUGGCAGUGAGCCGUGAAGAUCUACCCCAAUAACGCCCACUCUCCAGCAUGCUCCAAGACGAGCAGACGCUUCGUGUGUAUUUGUCUUCUAACUCACCCCUCUAUCAGGAUGAUAUUGCAAGAGGGUUCCUUAUCGAGGAUCUACUCCUCUGACGGAUUGGAUUGUCCUGUAUUUCAGCAGCAUUUGGAUAUGUAUUCUUUAUUGCAAGGUGAAACUGAAAAGCCAAGGAAACUAGAUAUCUGAUUCGACGCACCUGGGAAAGGGUCGAGCGCGAGAAUGGCAACUAAUUUUGCGAGAAAGCAAAAGUAACGGCAAAUUGUAUCGCGUAAAGAAAAUGAAAGCCUCUUGUUUUUUUGGUGCACAUUGUGAAGAACAUUAAGGUACUGUGCAACCGUACCGAGCCUGUCUGAAAUUUUCCCCGGGCUUUAAUUAGAGCUAUCCCACCCUGUCCUCACCAAACGACCACCGGCUGGCACUUUACACCGGAGGACAAGGAGCAUCGCAGAGGAAAGGUGGAUGGAGCUCCAAAAUCGGCAACGCUGACAGCCGUGGCUCUGAGCGGCAGAUACUCUCAUGUUCCCGGGCCGAUGCCUCGAGUCUUUGCUCUCUGCCAGCCUGUCCACAUGUAGCAGCCCGAGUCUACAGCUAUACUCCGAGCUAACGCUGCCAGUGGAGCCUUCAUGAGCAUCUCCAGCCUUUCUACACUUCUCAGAUAGAGUUCCCCCGAGAGAUGGAGUGGCUGACCUUCUCCCUCCUGGCCCUGGCUGUGUCUGCUUCGGGGCAGCUGUGCCCCAAGCGUUGCAUGUGCCAGAACCUGUCUCCAUCUCUAGCCAUCCUCUGUGCCAAGACUGGCCUGCUUUUUGUGCCAACAGUCAUCGACCGGCGUACAGUGGAGCUGCGUCUCACAGAGAACUUUAUCACCGCAGUAAGGAGGAGGGAUUUCGCAAACAUGACCAGUCUCUUGCACCUGACGUUGUCCCGCAAUACCAUCAGCCAGAUUUUGCCUUACGCUUUCGCCGAUCUUAAGCGGCUGCGUGCACUGCACCUGGACAGUAACCGCAUAAGCGUCAUCACGGACGACCACUUCCGAGGACUCACCAACCUACGGCACCUUAUCCUUGCCAACAAUCAACUGCACAACAUCUCACCACAUGCAUUUGAUGACUUUUUGGGGACUCUCGAGGACCUAGAUCUUUCGUACAAUAACCUAGUGGAUAUCCCAUGGGACACUAUAGGACGCCUCACCAAUGUGAACACUCUCAACAUGGACCAUAACCUCAUCGAGCAUGUCCCCCUAGGAGUCUUUUCGAACCUACACAAACUAGCACGUCUGGAUAUGACAUCCAACAAGCUAAAGAAAAUACCCCCUGACCCAUUGUUCCUUAGGAUACCAGUUUAUGCCAAGUCAAAAGGGUCACCCCUUUCCUCCCUCGUCCUAAGUUUCGGAGGGAACCCACUACAUUGCAACUGUGAACUACUCUGGCUAAGGAGGGUAACGCGAGAGGAUGACCUGGAAACUUGCGCGUCACCUCCCGAUCUUAUGGCAAAGUACUUCUGGACAAUUCCAGAAGAGGAGUUCAUCUGUGAUCCCCCUGUGAUUACAAGGAAAUCUCCCAAAACCUUUGUCAUGGAAGGUCAACCCUCCAGCCUGAAAUGCAAGGCCAAUGGGGACCCAGACCCAGACGUUCACUGGAUCUCCCCAGAGGGCCGUCUAAUCGCCAACACCUCCCGCACUUUAUCCUUUAGCAACGGGAGCUUGGAGAUCAACAUCACUUCCUUGAAGGAUACUGGAGUUUUUACCUGCAUUGCGUCAAAUGCCGCGGGGGAAUCUACAGGCACGGUGGAGUUGGUGGUCAGCCCCCUGCCACACUUGGCUAACAGCACCAACCGAAUCCGAGAACCUGAUCCAGGUCCGUCUGAUAUUCUAACCUCUGCUAAGUCGACUUCAUCAGUCAGCAAUGAGACCAGGUCUCAGGAGAGGAAAGUGCUACUUGCUGAGCUCACGGCAAAUUCUGCACUCAUCAGGUGGCCUUCGCAACAACAUUUCCCUGGAAUCAGGAUGUAUCAGAUUCAGUACAACAGCUCGGCAGAUGACACCUUGGUCUACAGAAUGAUUCCCUCCACGAGUUACGACUUCCUGGUGCGAGACCUCGUAUCCGGACGAGAGUAUGACCUCUGCGUUCUGGCCGUGUACGACGACGGCGUGACCUCGCUGACCGCCACGCGCCAGGUGGGCUGCGUCUCAUUCGUCACGGAGACCGAGUACAGCCAGUGCCAGUCGCUCCGAAGCCAUUUCCUGGGCGGCACCAUGAUCAUCAUCAUCGGAGGGAUCAUCGUGGCCUCCGUCCUCGUUUUCAUCAUCAUCCUCAUGAUCCGAUAUAAAGUCUAUAGCCAUCAGGGGGCAGAUUCUGGAAAGGGAACCGCCAUGACGAACGUGCGCUCGCAAACGAACGGGGGUCAAGCGGCGGGACAGGUCCCGCGCUCCAGCUCCAAAAUCGUAGAGCCCCAGGAGAGCUCGGGAGCGGGUUUAGGGGCUGCCGCUGGGGCCACCGCUAGUUUAAAAGACUCCACUGCCAUGGUGCUGGUCACAGACUCUGAGACAGCUGUGCAGAUUUCAGAGAUGACCUGUGAGGACAUAGUCUCCCCCUCACAAAGGCACCAUCCCAGAACUUGUAUAGAGCUCAAGAGACGUCCUUCGCUGUCCUCAAAAGAGGGUACAAGCACAACGGACACACAAGUAGACACCGCAAGCCCACAGGUCAGUGACGAGAAGAGAGUUCAACGAGAUUGGAGCGACUUUAAAAUUUGAUGACUCCUUCCGCUGUCCCGUAAAGGACAGCCAUCAUCCCUGAAGAAGCACGCCAGGUCAUCUGAUUAUGGGGAGAGGAAUAUGGAAUAAUUUGUCUGAACCCCUGCUGGACUUUCUCCCUUGAGUGUUCACUUCUCACACUGUAUUCCAAGGACUAUCCAACCGUUUCCUACCAGGACACAUUUGAGGACUCAAUCCACUACUGCAACGAAUGGAAAACGGAGCACAAUAAAUGUUCUCCAUUGCUGGCUUUUGGAACAUAUUGCCUUUUACACCCCGCGGCCGGGACUGUCUAUGUGUUUGCUGCCGACUUCAGUAUGCAUUGUUUACUGGACGGUUUGGGUUCGAGAAUAACACCUCACUGGAAGGGCGAUGUUAUCUGGCCUCUGUCUGCUCACCCAGAGGGGAUGUUUGCUGAUACCUUAAUUCUUUGUUCCACCUUCCACCUCUUUGAGAUAAGUACUCCGCAAUUAGUAAUUACCACAACAUUGUUAAUCACAUAGUACAGCCGAGUUCUUGGAAAUUAACGGUUCGGUGAUGGUUUUGUUGCUAAUGUUUUGUUUUCUUUGAGACCCUUCAGCUUGUUUUUUCUGGCUGAUUGAAAUUAGGAAUGAAACAUAUAAUGACUCACGAAUUUGCCCUUUCAAUAAGCCCAGAUGCUCCCCUCAUAGGGUCAGAGAAAACGCCAAUUUACUCAGUGCUUAGAUUAACCAGAUGGAUCUAAAUGGUCGCCCACAUUGACUUCUUCAAAACUUGUUUCAUUCGGAGGUGGUCACACUGGAUUUUAAGGACUUUCCGAAUAUUGCAACAGCCAGGAUGUAAUGCCCACAUUCCAUGGCUUGUGAUUUGAAGAAAUACAUUUAAUUUUCAAAAGAAGGAUGGUUUGGAAUCUUGAUGGAUUAUUCACAAUGUUAAUAUGUCUGUUAUUUCACUUUCCAGUAAUGUGAAACAUUCACCAAAAUUGAGAGUUUUCCAAUUUUUAUUUGAAUGCACCGGGUUACUGGUGAUUAAGCAUCUUUUCACGAAUUUACAGAUAUUCAUCAUCCUCCUCCCAUUCAAUCAUGCAAACUGCACCAGUGAGAGCAAACUCAGAUGGGACAAAGUAAACAGCAUGUCUGUGCUUCCUGCACUUUCAUCAAUUUGCCCUUCACCACCUCCUCCAUCUCAACUGGAUUUACAGCGUCAUCCAUGACCCUCCUGCCCAGUGAGAACUGAAACUCAUGGGACCCAAAGCAACGAACAGACGGCGGCAGCAGUCUCAAAUGGGAGCACAAGUAUACAUGUUAAUUUGAGUUGUUUGGUCACUUUUUAUUUUGCCAUUUUCUUUUGUAACUGUACAUAAAUCAAUUUAAGAUCUUAUAGUUUUGUACAUGUAAUUUUUAUGGUGUGUGAUUUCUCUUUUUUUUAUAAAUAAUAAAAGACUAGAUCAAUUCUAAUG